UUCCAAGAAAUGAAUAUGUGAUUUGACCAGCUAGAUGGCCAGGGUAAUGAACCAACCCUCCCUCAACAAAAGCCAAGAGUUAUUUUUUAUAAAAAUAAAGGGAAGCAUAAAAAAUUUAGUAAGAGAAAUACAUUCUCUAACGUGGGAAAAAGAAGAGCAGGGUCUUAUAUAUUCUCAAAAAAGAGCAAGGAGAGGAGGAAUGCUGAUCUUGUCAACCCAGUCAGACCCAACUCCAGAAAUAGUUACACUUUUAACAAGUUGUCUCAGGACACUAAGACCAAGAUGAGUAAAAUAAAGCCUAAUGUUAUUUCCUUCCGAUAUUGUAGUGGGAAAGACUCUGUUUGUAACAGAAAAGGGAGUAUAAAAUCUAGCAAGCCCAUGUUUAUAGCAAAUAAUUGAUCUAAAAUUGAUGGAGGAACUCCUAUUUACACCAAGCCUCCUUCAGUAAAGAAUGCAGCAAAUUUUAAGACACUAGGCAAUGAUUACACAGAAUUCUUAAACGAAAGUAACAUUAGGGUAAAAACUCCCUCUCUCAAGAAUUUAUGAUGAGUUGGAAAUAAUUCACAGAUAAAUCCCCGAGCAAAGAGCCAGCAAGGAUACAGAAGUUUUCAACAAAGAGUUGUUAAAUCUAGAGCUAUCAAUAAGAGCAACAUUCGUGUGAAGAAUGGCAAAAUAGUUUUCAAUGUAUCAAUUGGAAACCAAGGAAUCAAUAAACGCAACAAAAGAUUAGCAAAAAGACCUGAGAAUUCAUUGAAGCCAUCAAAGACCUACCUGAUACAAAAAGGUUCUUACAUUCGUUGAAGGUCUAAGGAGUCUUUAAAGGCCGAGAAUGACCUACAAGAGACUCAAAUACCUCAAAAGGUGAAAAAUCCAGUUCGUCCUAAGGUCGCCAAAAAAGAGAUAGUUCCGCCUGCGAAGAUGACAUUGUUUUCAUUCAAGAUGCCAAACUGUGUCAAUAAAGAGAAUGAACCUGUCCAUAACCAGAGUUUCCAGGUACAACCAGUCAAGAAGCUGCUUCCCCAGAAGGAGCUGGGGAUGGCAGAUUACUCAAAAAGAGUCAAGUCUAAAUAUCUUGUCAACUACAGGCGAAUGGUCAAAAAUGAUAAAGAAAAUAAAUAUAAAUUAAGAGAUAAAAUCGAGAGUAAAGAAUUCAUUGCUGUCGAAAUCAAGAAAAAAAGGGAGCAACAGAGUAAUAGCAUCGAGAACCUUGACCUGAAAGAGAUUGGAAGUAGCAAUAGCUUCUUCAGAUAGCUGUUUCCACAUUUUAAUUAUUUCAA
Molecule: messenger RNA, 1277 nt
Organism: Moneuplotes crassus
Lineage: Eukaryota; Ciliophora; Spirotrichea; Euplotida; Euplotidae
Source: the annotation of a GenBank genome assembly